Messenger RNA from Dendrobium catenatum, 1326 nucleotides. RefSeq lists its product as uncharacterized. Lineage: Eukaryota; Viridiplantae; Streptophyta; Magnoliopsida; Asparagales; Orchidaceae. The transcript has 2 exons. The record is from RefSeq and is a predicted model, not a curated record. Bases 73 to 1089 code for a protein of 338 amino acids.
UCAGCAAGCUUUCAGCUAAAACUCCUAAAAGAGCAGAGAGAGAGAGAGAGAGAGAUUCCUAGGGUUUGCACGAUGGGGCGUUGGAUGUUGUCCGUUAAGAUAGUUGCAGCCUCGGCCGCCGUCUUCUCAUCGGCGGUGGCUCUUCAACUUGCUUCCCAGCCGGUGACGGAGUUCCUCGUCGCCGAAGGCCCUCGUUUUUACAAAUCUAUAGCCUCCUGGCUCACGCCGCCCUAUCUUUACUUCAUAAUCAACGGCAUCAUAAUCUCCAUCGCAGCUACCUCCAGAUUUCAGAAGACCAUGGCGGCCGAUAGCCACCUAAGCCUCGGUACAACUCUAUCAGCCCCACCGCCUUCAAUCUCAGCCGACCAAGACCUUCCCGAACCGAUUGAGUACAUUUCGAAGGUUACAGAGGACGCCCGUUUGUCGCCGGAGUUCCUCGCUCCGGAGAUUGGCCCAGGUAAGGGCAUGGAGUUGCCGGAGUCUGCGGCGGACUCGGAGUUGGAAGAGGGAUUUGUGAUUUCGAGGUCAAGCUGGUCGCCAAAUAGGAGGGGGUCGAGUGAGAACCUGCUGGAGAAGUCCGCUGCUGUCGGAUCUGGAGGAGCUACGCCGGAGAAGCCGCCUGUUUCAGCUCGUCUCGGCCGCAGGAAGAGCAUAAAGGCAAGCCCUGAAGGCAAGGCUUUGCGAGUCACUCGCCCGAGGAAGCACGAGACUUUAGAGAGCACGUGGCGGACGAUCACCGACGGCCGCCCGGUGCCCCUCGCCCGCCACCUGAAGAAAGCCGACACGUGGGACACGCAAGCCCGCGCCACCGCAGCCGACCCCGCCCCGCCUUCGACACCGGCUAUGCGCAAGUCGGAGAGUAUCGCCGUUCCCUCAUCUGCCACUGGCGGCCCACCGUCAUCCCCCUCUGUCUCCAGCGGUUCUUCGUCCUUGUCGGCCGGAAAGAUCCGGCGAGAGCCGUCCCUGGGACAGGACGACCUUAACCGUCGAGUGGAAGCUUUCAUCAAGAAGUUUAAUGAGGAGAUGCGGCUCCAGCGACAGGAGUCGCUGCAGCAGUAUAUGGAUAUGAUCAAUAGCUCCGGCCAGUAAUUCAGAUCCCAGGUGGAGCAAAAAAAUUAUAAAAAAAAGAGUUCUUUCUCCUAAUAAAUUCUUAUUUAACUCUGUUUAUUCUCCUGUUCAAACAUAAUAGAUCCGUUAUCUCCACAUAAAUUAUGAACAUAAAAUUAAAAAAAAAAACUAUCUUAAAUAUAGAUUUAUUCUACAGGAAAGAUUUUGUUUUUCUUUUUUAUUAUGAAGAUAGUAUUGGAAUGCUAUGUUAUUAUCUUA